This is a messenger RNA of Paracoccidioides brasiliensis Pb18, 924 nucleotides long. RefSeq lists its product as uncharacterized. The record is from RefSeq and is a predicted model, not a curated record. The transcript is spliced from 3 exons. Bases 1 to 924 code for a protein of 307 amino acids.
AUGCCUACCUACAACGAUGGCAGAGGCGGAAUCAAGCUAUCCUUCGCUGAUGUCUUCAAAAGCUCCAGAACAAUCCGUGAGGAGAUAGCUGCUGUUUCCUACAAGAGAGCCGUAAUAGCAGCCAGAGCCAAGAAAGCAGCAGCAGACCUAGCCUCCCGCAACGCAAACAUAACAGCAUAUCCCCCCUCGCUGCCACCUGGCUUCCCACCACUGGUCUACGUGCCUGUUCGACCCAACCCAGCAAUUACCACUGACGGGAGUCAACAAACCCUGCAAUGCCCUCCACAAUGUGUAAUCCAGCACCAGCCCCAGCCACCGAACGUCGGGAAACCCCAAUCAAACCAGGCUGGCAGUAAUGGCUCUUCACCCACUUGUACCGUUACUGUUCCCGCCCCUGCUCCAGCACCUGCUCUCCCGCAGCAAGACUGGACAACGGACGACGACGACAUGCUGCGACAACUGAAGGCGCAAGACAUGACGUGGAAAAGCAUAUCGGUGUCUAUGGGUAGACCGGUCUCUGCGCUGAAGAAUCGGUGGGGAAUUAUUCGGCCGGCUGUGGAGUAUAUGAUUCAAAGACCGCAUACGAUGGGCCAGGGACAGGGACAGGGACAGGGACAGGAUGAGAUAGGUUUCUCACGAGCGCCACAGCCUGGAAUGACGCAUCGGAGACAUGAGAGGCGUGUUUCGUUUUCCGAGCCGCUUGUUGUUAAUGGGAAGAACGAAAACUACACCUUCACACGAACUCCCAAGAAGAAAAUCCUCUACAUCGAUGAGAAUUUCAGCUUUGAGGAGAUCCUGCUCCUGAACAAGCUUGCUAUGCAGUGUGACGAGGAGAAGUGGCUGCGGAUUAGUUCGCGGUUCUUCGACAAGACGGGUAAGCGACUUACGCCGCAGGAGGCAAAGGAAUAUGUUCAAAAUGGGUAG